Molecule: messenger RNA, 3506 nt
Organism: Diachasma alloeum
Lineage: Eukaryota; Metazoa; Arthropoda; Insecta; Hymenoptera; Braconidae
Gene: OtopLa
Product: proton channel OtopLc
Exons: 9
Coding region: 110-2800 (896 amino acids)
Biological process (GO): proton transmembrane transport
Cellular component (GO): membrane
Molecular function (GO): proton channel activity
Source: RefSeq, a predicted model, not a curated record
CGAUGCGAAAUAUUUUCCACUCAAACGCACAAUUUCAACGCCUAAACCUAAAUAAUCCUAAAUAAUAUUUUUCAACUGAAAUAAUCGGAGACAUAUCGAUCGUGAAGAGAUGCAACGGUGCCCGUACCUCCACGAGAUGAAGGAGCGUCUGCUCUCGCAGCCAACACCAACGGACAGCCUCGACAUGGAGCGUCUCGAUGGUGGUACACCGGUUAAGGAGGCUAACAUAAAUAGUGAUUACCCGGCACACGCCAAUCCUGGUAUUAUACCUGAUCCACCUGAAAUGCCUCCCGACUCCUUGAUCGGCACCGUGGUCAAGCUCAAUUCCGAUGGAUAUGGCUCCCACACGUCUCCGGCACACGCGAGACAGCCCCUGGUACCUCAGAGUUCGAUCAACGCUGCUCCCCUCUGUCUCACCCCCGCCCACGGCGGCUACAUGUACCCGAGCAUUCCAAAAAAUGCCAAGACUUCACUCUUCAUCAUCAUGAGCUUCAUCUACGCUAAACUCCUGGUAGUUGUCUGCAUAGCAUACGUGAUAAGUGACGUGGUCACUCACAAACUACCACUAUGGUACUUCGAGGGUUUCUUCACUUACCUCUACGGCAUGAGCAUCCUCUUUCUCCUGUACGUAUUCUGUUUCCUUCUUCAAGAGAGCGCCUGUUGCUCAAGGGGCGUUGAAACACCACCACCACCGCCCAAGCCCCCAAAACCACCGAAAGAACCUAAAGACAAAAGCAAGAAGAAGGAUAAGAAGGAUAAAAAGGACUCAAAGAAUGGAAAGAAUAAGAAAGAUUUUCAGGAUGCAGCUGAUGUUGAGGCAGGUGUCUCCACCCGAGUUCUACGAAAGCGCAAAACAUCGCAGAAUGAUCACAGCCAUGGAAGCUUUUUCCUGAGAAUCGGUGCCAUUGCAUUUGGAUUGGGAACGAUGGUGUACAAUGGUCUUGAGUUUGGGCUAUUCUUUGAGGUACCCUUCACAUCACCCUGCUUCCAGAUCCUCCAGGGAGUCAAUCCAAUUUUACAGAUGAUCUUUACGUUCAUGCAAAUGUACUUUAUCUUCAUGAAUUCAAGACUCAAUAUCCACCGCUUCAAAGUCAUCGCUCGUUUUGGUCUGAUGCACGUUGUAGCGACAAACAUAUGUGUAUGGGUGCGAACCCUUGUAUUUGAAAGUCUCAAAGAGAUCUCCCAAUACGGCAGGAAGAUUGGAAAGCCAGACAUCAGUCUAAUUGAGAGCAUCAAGAACCACGCGAUAUCGAACGCAGAUGUGUACACCGGUGAGAUAUCCCGUGACAUGGCACAGUUGCGAUUGGCCCCAGUGAGUUCGACCCUGCGGACCAUCAACACCUUCCACCCAAAAACAACGAACCGCUUCAUGAGAACAACAGUAGCAUCAGUGGGUCGUUACGCCCGUUCGACGGCUCGUUCCGUCGCUCGUGCCAUCACCAGUGGUACCACUUCAACAGCAUCGACCUUCACCACUAGCACCUCAACAACCCCCUCGACAACGACCCUCCGAAUGAUGCCAACAACCACUCCCAGCACCACUACAACAACCACCACAACAACUCGACCCACAUUGUCAACGAUUCUCGACGCAUUAACCAGCACAAUAAAGCCAAAUAUCACGACAAGAAUGACUACCACUACUACUACCAGCACAACAACAACAACAACGACAACAACAACAAUGGCACCUCCCGCCCCGACAUCAUCCCCACUGACAUCGUUCGCUCCAUUCCUGUGGGACUUUGGAGAUGCCCCUGCAACAGCCAGCAAGAGUGACAUUCCCCAGUUCUUUGACACAAUCAAUCAGACUAUGGCUAGCAAUGCCAGCACCAUCUACACCCCUAGCUAUGCUUUCCUCCAGGACCUUCGGCAGACCAAUGACUCUUGCGGAAGGGUCAACAUCAUGGGGAACAUUGUGCAGCAAGCUGCUCCGUACCUGUUUCCAUUUAUCAUUGAGUACAGCUUGAUUGGUGCUGCUGUUAUCUACGUCAUGUGGAAGCACAUUGGACGCCAUCCACGCUGGCCACAUCAGGCUGAGGCUGAUCUUGAACGCAGGCUCGAGGCUAUGUUGUCGAGACGUGCUGUUGCAUUAGCUCAUGCUGGUCACGGCAGAGUAGACUGCGUGGGUGCAAGCAAAGGCCUCUUCCUAGGCCUCUUCCUGCUGGUAGGCUCCCUCAUCUGCCUCAUCCUCUUCUUCGUCCUGAUCCACCACCCCUCCUUCGGUCUCCUCGCAAUCUACCUGGCCGACGUGUCCCACUGUGUCCUCAUGGCCCUCUCCAUAAUCGCCAUAAUAAUCGGCUUCUGUCGUGUUCAAUCUCUCAAGUUCAAAGCCGAGGAGCAGAGUGAUCUCAACGACAUUCUCCUCCGUAUAUCGGCAUUCGGUCUCUUCCUCUACGCUGUAUUCAGUGUUAUCGCUGGUUCACUCGCUGCAUUCACUCACGAGCCCAAUUUACUCGUCAUGGUAACUGGCUUACUUGCUGUUGGACAAGUUGUUCUUCAGAUGCUCUUCAUCGCUGAUGUAUCACGUAGGCGUGUACAUCUGCCUGAGCACGAUCGCAGCAAGCCAGGUCGUCAGAUUGUAACAUUCCUUCUUAUUUGCAAUGUCGCAAUGUGGGUUAUUUACACAUUCGAGGGACAGAAGGUCAUUGCCAAUCCUGUUCAACUUGAUUUCUAUGGUUACUUGUCGUGGACCAUUGUUCAGAGGGUCACACUGCCUCUCUGCAUCUUCCACAGGUUCCACAGUGCUGUCACGCUCGCCGAAAUAUGGAAGACCAGCUACAAAGCACGUCUCGAGUAGAUCAAUCUCAUGAUUCUUUCGAGGCAUAAUUGAAGCUUGUCGAGAUAUUCAUACCAAAUUCUUGGAGUAAUGUUCAGUAAUAAUCAUCACUGGGUGAUUGUCGUCGACGGAUUGUCGAGGAUUGAGUCACCUGGUUUUUAGCGCGCAAUUUUUGUUUCGCAAUAAGAGGAAAAUCAUGACAAACAAAAUAACCGAUAACGUGUUUUUUAAUCAUCAAAUGCAUUUUUAUACUUUUAUACCUUGGAAUCUCCAUCUUCGUGCAUCGAGGCCGUUGUGCGUUGAUGAACAAAAAUCAUUAAGGAAAUAGAAAGUUAUUAAAAUUUGAUCAGGCAUUCCAAUUGUCUAGCCAAAUGUAGUUCGGUAUUGAGGGGACGAUUAUCGUUAUGACAGGUGACUCGAUGCAGGAAUUAGUGAGUAUAUUUCAAUUAUUUUUUGAAUAAUAUGGAGAUUAAAAUUGUGAACACAAAUGAUACAAAUAUUAAAUGGGGAACAUUAUUUAAUUUUUUGAGAUGCGCUUUUUUUUCAUAUAUUCCGCGCGCCUGCGUUCGUUGCGUGUUUGUAAAGUACAAAAUUGUUUCUAACUCUUUAAGGAUUUAUACUUUAGGAAAUUGGCGUGUGAUUCGAAAAUCGGAGGGGGGGAUGUGAGAAUUUUCGUUUUUCCUUUUUGUUUUGGAUUUUCUUUCGAGGCAGACACGAUCAUGAGGUU